AUGGAAGAGAUUAAUCCAUUAAGUACAGGAUUUUUUACUAGUGGUAGUAAUAUAUGGAACAAUGAUUAUGGAUCACUACCUUAUGAAGGUUAUAACAUGAUGGAGAUGGCUUCUAUGAGAGUACUCACUCCGCCAUGGCGAGGAUUGGUGGUUUCAAUGCUCAUGAAAGAUCAGUUUGGCAAUUAUUUGAUUCAAAAGAUUUUUGAAGCAAAGAAAGGCAUCACUAAUAUCCAAAUAGAUUCUAUUAUUUACUUGAUUAUCUAUGAUACUCACAAGUUAAGAGACGUCUGCAAGAACAAUCACGGAACUCGAGUUAUGCAAAUAAUGCUAGAGAAUAUGAAAUGUCCAGUCACAAAAUAUGCGGUAUUGUAUAUGAUGAAGCCUAUCAUUGAUGAAUUGAUGAAAAAUAUUAAUGGUGGUUAUGUCAUUGUGCAAUGUGUGAAGGUUUUUCCACCCACACUCAAAAAGGUGAUCUUGGAUGAAUUAGCAAAAUAUUGUGUUGAAAUUGCAACACACAAGAUUGGAUGUUCAAAGAUUAUUACUGAAACUAUGUGGUGCAAUUUGUAA
Molecule: messenger RNA, 567 nt
Organism: Vicia faba (fava bean)
Lineage: Eukaryota; Viridiplantae; Streptophyta; Magnoliopsida; Fabales; Fabaceae
Source: the annotation of a GenBank genome assembly